AAUUAUUUUGAAAUAUUUUAUUUUUCUAAAAUCAUCAAAUUAUUUGAAGAAUUAUUCAUUAUUAUGAAAAUUUUCUCUGACCCUAUAAUUUUUAGUUUUAUAUUCAAGAUGAUUAACAGCAAUAAAAUUGUGGCAAAGGAGGUUUCAGGAAAGUUGCGUCCUCUAAAUAAGCGGGCACAAACAUUUGUGCGGUUCGGAAAAAGGGCUCAAACAUUCGUUCGAUUUGGAAGAAACCAGUGUAUGCUUUUCUUCUAUAGGAUUUUUUUGGAUUUUCUACUAAUAAAUUCUAGAAAAGAAACUGCGAUUCAUUUUCGUAGCAUUUUCGCAGCAUUUCCUUAA
This is a messenger RNA of Dracunculus medinensis (Guinea worm), 339 nucleotides long. NCBI's taxonomy places the organism in Eukaryota, Metazoa, Nematoda, Chromadorea, Rhabditida, Dracunculidae. The record is from the annotation of a GenBank genome assembly.